Lathyrus oleraceus (garden pea) is the source of this 1573-nucleotide messenger RNA. RefSeq lists its product as uncharacterized. The record is from RefSeq and is a predicted model, not a curated record. Bases 54 to 1334 code for a protein of 426 amino acids. NCBI's taxonomy places the organism in Eukaryota, Viridiplantae, Streptophyta, Magnoliopsida, Fabales, Fabaceae. The transcript is spliced from 10 exons.
AACGCCUUUAGAUUGUAUCCCUUCAAAAGUAUUCUAAAACCAAAACAGGGUUUAUGCAACAACCAAUACACAAAGAAGGGUUUAUAGAAAAGAUGAAGUUAUUCGAGGUGAAAAAAGCAUGGAGCAGCAGCGUUAGAAUCGGAGCACUCGAAUUCGGAAACUGCUCCAUAGAAACACCCGCUCUUCUCUUAUCAACCCGCAAAGGUCUCCCUCAUUUCACACCUCCUGAUCUUCUUCCUUCUCUCCCCUCUCCCGAUUCUCAUCUCCUUCAAGUCUCGCCACUCCACUUUUUGGAAGGACUUUCUCCGGCGACUAUAGCGAAAAUCGGAGGGGUUCAUAAAUUGAUUGCUUUGCAUGAUUAUGGAAUUGCUGCUGUUGCUAGGGAUUCUAUUUAUUCGCUCCCGGAAUCUAAGGGAGCUAACAAAUUUGGUGCCACUUUCGAGACUCCGUGUGGUAGGCUAUUGGUUAAACCCAAAGAUUAUCUUGUAAUGAUAUCUUGCAUGAGGCCAAACAUAUGGGCUACUUUGGCUGAUGAGGUACCUGCUUGGGUGUCAGAUAAAAGGAACAAAACCUCGGUGGAUAGAACUUUGAGAUGGCUUGACGAUUGCCUGGAAUUGGAUCCGGCUGUUGGAUCAGUUUUUGGUGCCAUAGUGGGGGGCCCAAGUUUGGAUGAAAGAAAGCGAUGUGCAGAGGAGGUAGCCAAGCGAAAUGUAGCAGGUUAUUGGAUUGGUGGAUUUGGUCUUGGAGAGGCCAUUGACGAGCGACCUGCUCUUCUAUGUGCUAUUGUUGAUGUCUUGCCAAAUGAAAAGCCGCGCAUGAUCUGUGGUCUUGGACUCCCAGAGGAGAUCUUGCAGGGGAUUGCUGCUGGAAUUGAUCUUUUUGACUCAUCAUACAUCUAUACCCUCACACUUGGAGGAUUUGCGCUAACCUUUUCACUGGACAAGAAUGGGAAUCAAGAUAAUUUUCAGCCAAGUCAGAUUGGAAGUGACUCGAGUAAAAUUAAUUUGCGAGCGACAGUUUAUAGGAAAGACAUGUCUCCGAUUUUAGGAGACUGCACCUGUCAUACAUGCCAGAAUUAUACAAAAGCAUACAUCAAUCACCUAUUCAAUACUCAUGAAAUGCUGGCACAAACUCUGCUAGAAAUCCACAAUACACACCACUAUCUUAGGUUCUUUCGUGUGAUAAGAGAAGCAAUCCAAGAGGGGAGGUUUGAGGAAUAUCGACAGACAUUCAUCGAAAGCAGGCGCGGGCAUUAUGAAAGGGUUGUGGUCUGUGGAGAUGUAGGGUGGUUUGACAGAAUAUCACGGUUUGUUUUUAAGUGCUGUGCGUUUUAACUGACAUUAUCCUGUUGGGAACCUAUGUAUCUUUGAGUUCAUAGAAAUUUCAGAGUAAAAAUAGGGCAUAGAAAUUCUGACAAAGGUCGAUUACAUAGUCUACGUUAGGUUGAGACUAGAUUCUUUUUUUAUUUAAAAAUUAUGAAGUCAAAGUUUUGUAAGGGAGUUGCUAUUUGCACCCUCCUGUUUUUUCUUAAUUUUUCCCACUCUUUGCCUAAAUAUAUUAAUUUUUUUCUCGA